AUGAAGAAACGAAACACCAUCACCAACGAAUUCAAGCUGCGAGUCUACCUAUCCGCAAUUAGCCCCAUCAUGAUGUACGGAUCGGAGACUUGGGCGGCACCAUUUACGGUGAUGGAGAGGCUUGAUUGCACGGAACGAAAGCUGCUCAGACGGCUACUUGGCUACUUUUGGCCUAGGGAGACCGGCAGAUCGCUUUCUUCAAUGAGUUCUGAGGAGUUUCUCGGAUUCGAGCUGGAAGAAGCCACCUGGCCGAAGACGGAAGCUUUGGACUGA
Messenger RNA from Necator americanus (New World hookworm), 273 nucleotides. RefSeq lists its product as uncharacterized. The transcript is spliced from 2 exons. The coding region runs from base 1 to 273 and encodes 90 amino acids. The record is from RefSeq and is a predicted model, not a curated record. NCBI's taxonomy places the organism in Eukaryota, Metazoa, Nematoda, Chromadorea, Rhabditida, Ancylostomatidae.